This is a messenger RNA of Lactuca virosa, 411 nucleotides long. NCBI's taxonomy places the organism in Eukaryota, Viridiplantae, Streptophyta, Magnoliopsida, Asterales, Asteraceae. The record is from the annotation of a GenBank genome assembly.
AUGAAUUCCAUCUUCAGUUCCUUCGAUGCUUUAUCUGCCGAAUUCAUGUGCCAAUCUUUUUCUUUCUUUAACACAAAGAACCCUGCUUCCACCAUUCAAGAUGAUCAAAAGAAGGUGAUGCAUGAAACCAACAAGAACACAGAUUGUCACCGGAGCAAGAGGGAUUCCGGUGGUCGGUGGGCGCCGGAGUUGGAUGGACUUCACUGCUUCGAGUCUCUAAGACUCGAAGCAGUGAAGCCCAUCCAACUCCGGCGCCCAGCGAGCACCAGAAACACUCUUGCUCCGGUGACAGUUGACGUCGGCGUUCUUGGUGGUAUUAUGCGUUACCUUCUUUUGAUCAUCUUGAAUGGUAGAAACAUGAUUCUUGGUGUUAAAGAAACGCAAAGAUUGGCACAUGAAUCCUGCAGAUAA